CGCGGGGGCGGCGCGGCGCAGCGCGCAGGCGCGGGCCGGGCCGCCAUGGCGGCGGCGCCCGAGGCCUUCCUGGUACCGCCUCCGCCGCCUCCGCCCCCCGCGGCCCCUCAGAGAGCCCCCGAGACCCCCCGGCCCCGCAACGGCCUCCGCGCCCCGGGCGGCGGCGGCGGCGGCGGCGGGGGCGGGAAGCGGCGCAGCAGCUGCGGGGCCAAGCAGCCGGCGUGGAAGCGGCGGCGCCGCGCGGCCUCGGAGUGCGGGCCGCCGGUGCUGCCCUCGGAGUUCCUGCUCGGCGGGAACAUCUUCGACCCGCUCAACCUCAACAGCCUCCUGGACGAGGAGGUGAGCCGGGCGCUCAACGCGCGCACCCCGCAGUCCUCGCCGCUGCCGGCGCGGGGCCGGGACCCCGUGGAGAUCCUGGUGCCCAGGGACAUCACGGACCCGCUGAGCCUCAACGCGCCGGGCGACGACGGGCCCGAGGUGCGGCUGGCGAGCCCCGCCAAGAGCGGCCGGAGGAGGCACCGGCACCGCGGGCAGCAGCGGGCCAACAGCGCCAGGAACAGCGCCAGCAGCGGCGGCGGCACCGGGAGUAAUAACGGCGGCGGCGGCAAUGCCGGGAGCGGCGCCGGGAACGGCGCCGGGAGCAACGGCCCCGAGGAGCCCCCCGAGCCCGGCCCCACCGGCCGCCACCGCAAGCGCCGACGGACUUGCAGCAAAUCCGAGGGGCCGCGCCCGCCGCCGCCUCCCCCUCCUCAUCCUCCCGCCGCCGCCCAGAACCACGAGAAGCCCCCGCAGGAGAAGGCGGGGAAGCCCCCCGGGAAGGCGCCGCGGCGCCAGGAGCGCAAGUUCCAGUACGGGAACUACUGCAAGUACUACGGGUACCGCAACCCCGACGUGGAGGACUCGCGGCUGCGGGCGCUGCGCCCCGAGUGGUUCGCGGGCAAGGAGGUGCUGGACGUGGGGUGCAACGUGGGGCACCUCACCCUGAGCAUCGCCAAGCGCUGGGGGCCCGCCCGGGUCGUGGGGCUGGACAUUGACGGGCGGCUGGUGCGCUCGGCGCGGCAGAACAUCCGCCACUACCUGUCCGAGGGGCUCGGGGAAGGGCAGGGAGGGGAGAGGAGGGGGUUUCCCGCCGCGCUCUUGGCCAGCCGGGGACCCAUCGCGGCCCCGCAGCUCCCCCCGGACGGGCCCGGGGCGGCCGAGUUCCCGCACAACGUGGUGUUCGUCACGGUGAGUGGCGGGAGG
Molecule: messenger RNA, 1242 nt
Organism: Neopelma chrysocephalum (saffron-crested tyrant-manakin)
Lineage: Eukaryota; Metazoa; Chordata; Aves; Passeriformes; Pipridae
Gene: MEPCE
Product: methylphosphate capping enzyme
Exons: 1
Biological process (GO): snRNA modification
Molecular function (GO): snRNA binding; O-methyltransferase activity; RNA methyltransferase activity
Source: RefSeq, a predicted model, not a curated record